This is a messenger RNA of Caenorhabditis sp. 36 PRJEB53466, 948 nucleotides long. The record is from the annotation of a GenBank genome assembly. Lineage: Eukaryota; Metazoa; Nematoda; Chromadorea; Rhabditida; Rhabditidae.
AUGAGCACGCUCAGUUUAUGGAGCCGUUGGGACUCUCCCGAUACCGGUAAGUCAGGGCUUGCUGUUAAAAAAAUACUGGGUAUAUGCACUAUUUACUUACUUUUUUAUGUCAAAUUUCGAAAUUUUUUGUGUCCCAAAAAACUCCAAAUUUCUACGCUGCCUACUCAUUUGUUUUGAAAAAAGAAAUUCGUAGAUAAUCCGUAUGGUGCUUCCAGUUAAUAUGUAUUUAGCCGAUUCCGUAACUGGACCCCUUGCGCGCGUGCCUUCCCAAAAUAGGUUCACAAAAACAAACAGAAAAAAUAAUCAGCGGAUCAGAUGACUCUGCCUCUCAGAACCAAAAAACAUCACCUCUCUUCGAACAAUCGAGAAACUUCUUUCCGACGCCAUCGAAGCUCCUCGGACUGUUCUAUUCGAGAAGAGAGUGAAUGGUAGGCAUUUCAGAAAUGAAGAGAAUCACAGAAAAACAAGAAAGUUUCAGCGUUUGAUCCCUCGUUUUACGAUUGUGUUUACUCAAUUGCCGACUCUUCGGAAACUAUAACCGAACGAUGCUAUAGAGAUAUUGGUUGUUGUGCAAGCGGAUGUUGUACGAAUACUGAAUGGUUUCAGACUUUCACGACAGGUUUUCAUGAAACAUGCAUUCUUUCAGGCAAGAAAAGUACGGAUGGGCAGUCGCACUCAUCUGUAUGUUUUCUCUUGUUGUCAUUACGACUGUGAUCUGCUGGAUGGGAAUUUGGCUUUGCAACCGGAGAAAAGAUAAAAAUCAGAGAAAAGAACUGCUCAAGUUCGGAAGCUCUUCUUCUGUUUCCAAUGUAAGUUCAGCGAAACAAUCCUUCGGGAAAAAUAGAAAAUGUUCAGAUGUCGUUCGCGUACCCGAUUGCCAACGGACAUUAUCAUUUUGGAACCGGACCAUUCCAAUCUCCACCUCUAAAUUAUCCAACCAAAUAUUGA